ACGGGAGAGGAAAGCCCGGGGGCCACCGCCGGGAGAGAAGAGAGAGCCGGGGUCCGGGGUUCAGUGCAGGGCGGCGGUCGGGCAGAGCAGAAGGAACCGGGACACAAGUUUGGGCCGAGGAGCUGGACUGUAAAUCCGAGAAGUGGCUGUUCUCGGGGGUCGGGGCUGGGUGACCGAGCCAUGUCCAAGCUCCAGGAGGCCAUCGUACUGGAGGAAGAGGAGGAGGAGGAAGAAGACGCCUCCACCAGCUAUGGGACCGCGGAUGACGACGACGACGACGGGGAACCCAAGAUCUGCCGCGCAUGUGGGGACCGAGCCACGGGGUACCAUUUCAAUGCCAUGACCUGCGAAGGGUGCAAAGGGUUCUUCAGGCGGGCGAUGAAGAGGGACCUGCGGCUGAGCUGCCCCUUCCAGAACUCCUGCGUCAUCAAUAAAAACAAUCGGCGUCGCUGCCAGGCCUGCCGGCUGAAGAAAUGCCUGGACAUCGGGAUGAAGAAGGAAAUGAUCAUGUCGGACGAGGCGGUGCAGCGGAGACGGGCGCUGAUUAGAAGGAAGCAGGGGCAGUCUCUGGCCCCCCCGGCGAUGUCCGCGACCUGUCUGUCCACGGAGCAGCUCAACCUCGUGGCUCAGCUGAUGGACGCCCACGCCAGGACCUUCGACUUCGAGUUCAAAUACUUCAGGGAUUUCAGGCCAAUCAGACGCACCUGGGACUCCGGCGACAAAGUCUGCUCUACCUCUCCGAAAGCCUUCGUGAUGCUACCUCACCUGUCCGACCUGGUCACCUACAUGAUCAAGGGCGUCAUCGACUUUGCCAAGAUCAUCCCGUACUUCAGGAAUUUGAAUAUUGAAGAUCAAAUCGCUCUCCUUAAGGGCUCGGCCUUCGAGUUGUGCAUCAUCCGAUUCAACAUCGUGUUCAACUACGAGUCCCAGACGUGGGAGUGUGGGGGCAUCACCUACAACAUCAACGACAUCGAGAUGGCCGGCUUCCGCCACCUGUUCCUGGAGCCGCUGAUCCGGUUCAACUGCAUGCUGAAGAGGCUCUGUCUGCACACGGAGGAGUACGUCCUGAUGCAGGCCGUGUCGCUCUUCUCUCCUGACCGCCCGGGCAUCCAGGACCGCCGUGCUGUCGACGAGCUCCAGGAGCUUUUAGCCCUGACCCUGAUGGUGUAUAUAGAUGCCCAGCGCCCACCUGCCCCGGGGAACAGGAUGCUCUUUGCCAAGAUCAUGGAGUGUCUGACGGAGCUCCGCAGCGUUACUUCCGAGCACAGCAAACAACUCCUGCAAAUCUUGGACAUCCAGGAGGAUGGCACCCCGCUGAUGAGAGAGGUGUUAAGCAAGCUGCCCGAGUGA
Spea bombifrons (plains spadefoot toad) is the source of this 1350-nucleotide messenger RNA. Its product is annotated as nuclear receptor subfamily 1 group I member 2-like. Gene Ontology annotation, molecular function: zinc ion binding; nuclear receptor activity; RNA polymerase II cis-regulatory region sequence-specific DNA binding. The transcript is spliced from 9 exons. Gene Ontology annotation, biological process: cell differentiation; negative regulation of transcription by RNA polymerase II; positive regulation of transcription by RNA polymerase II. The coding region runs from base 181 to 1350 and encodes 389 amino acids. The record is from RefSeq and is a predicted model, not a curated record. NCBI's taxonomy places the organism in Eukaryota, Metazoa, Chordata, Amphibia, Anura, Pelobatidae.